GAAGAAGAAGGGAAAAAAAACUUUGGCGCACAUCGACAUUUUCAAAGCCUGACGCAUUUUGGCCUCCUUAUACCGCAGAUUGCCUCCUAGUGCGACGAGAUUAGUUACGGAAACUAGCAUUGCUAGGUAGCUAUCCCCGUUUAGAGGCUUCGACCUUAUUUUCACCCAUAUUGUGACUGGAUAGACCAUAGUCUUAUUUACGACAUAUGCAGUCCUACUAGCAGGGGAAGAUGUUCAACAAGUCGUUUGGUGCUCCCUUUGGGGGAGGGACUGGAGGAUUUGGGACGUCAUCCACAUUUGGGCAACAAAACACUAGCUUUGGGGCGGCAACAGGUGGCUUCGGAGCCUCAGCGUUUGGGGCGGCCAACAACACUGGAGGACUCUUUGGGGCAACGCAGAAUAAACCAGUGGUGACAGCCAAUCCUCAGCAAAUCCACACUGGUGCAGGUAGAGGAGGUGGCCUAUUUGGUUCCAGUACCUUCAGCCAGCCUGUGACAUCAUCCACCAGUAGCGGCUUUGGCUUUGGUGCGCCCAGCGGCACCGCCACCAGCCUGUUCGGCAGCACCAGCACGGGCGGCGGCGGAGGACUCUUCUCCCAGCAGAGCAAUGCCUUCGGCGCCGCCAAGCCAGCCUCUUUUGGCACGUUCGGUACGAGCACGGCCAGCAGUGGGGGGCUGUUUGGGGCAACCAACUCCAACCCUUUCGGAGGGGCGUCUACCUCCCUGUUUGGAGCAUCAGGGUUUACCCAGCAGGCUGCCCAGCCAGGCACCACCGUCAAGUUCAACCCUCCAACAGGAAGUGAUACCAUGGUGAAAGGGGGUGUGACGACAAGCAUCAACACCAAGCACCAGUGCAUCACGGCCAUGAAGGAGUAUGAGAAUAAAUCACUGGAGGAGCUGAGGUUUGAGGACUACCAGGCAGGGAGGAAGGGACCCACUAACCCUAUGGCUGCACCAACAGGCGGUCUCUUUGGGCCUGCAGCCGCAGCCACCCCCAGUACGGGGACUACAGGGCUGUUUGGCUCCUCAGCCACUAACACAGGCUUCUCCUUCGGCCAGGCCAAAACCUCCUUCGGAACUAGUGCGGGUGGGUUUGGUGCAGCCACAGGCAGUCUGUUUGGGCAGCAGCAGCCCCAGCAGGUCCAGCAGGCAGUCAGCCUGUUCAAGCCCUUCGGCCAGGCCACGACCACCCCCAACACAGGCUUCUCCUUCGGCAGCACCAUGGGCCAGCCCCAACAAACCAGCACCAUGGGGGGUCUGUUUGGGGCCACGGCAGCGUCCCAGGCAGGGGGGUUGUUUGGAAACACCGCUCAGACUGCACCAGCUACGGGCUUUGGGACAGGCACCGGACUCUUUGGACAAACCAACACCGCGUUCGGCAACGUCGGCACACAGCAGGGCUUGUUUGGUAAUAAAACGGCAGGGUUUGGUGUCACCACCACCAGCGCCCCGUCGUUUGGCACGGGCACCGGCCUCUUCGGCAACAAACCUGCCCUCUCUCUCGGAACAGCUACCAACACAUCCAACUUUGGUUUUGGACCCACUGCUGCUGGUGGAAGCCUUUUUGGGAACAAGACUGCAGCAGGAGGACUAGGGACCGGGCUGGGAGCCAGCUUUGGAGCAGUAGGCACUGGUCAGAUGUCUCUGUUUGGGAAUAACAAGACCCUGGGUUCCACUCUGGGAACAAUGGGAGGUUUUGGAGUGCAGGGAUUCAGCACAGGAAACAGCACUCUGGGCUUCGGAGUGCCUCAACAGCCCGUUGCGGUGACGGACCCUAACGCGGUGGCGGCCCAGCAGGCAGUGCUGCAGCAGCAGAUCAAUGCUCUGGCCUACUCCCCCUUCGGAGACUCCCCCCUCUUCAGAAACCCCCUCUCUGAUCCCAAGAAGAAGGAGGAGCGUCUGAAGCCCACCAAUCCGGUGGCCCAGAAGGCGUUGACCACACCAACUCACUACAAACUGACACCGCGACCUGCGACACGUGUGCGGCCCAAAGCUCUGACAUCAUCGGGCUCCUCCAAUUCCCAGCUGUUUGAUGGGUUGGAUGACGACGAGCCUUCUCUCACCAACGGUGCCUUCAUGCCCAGGAAGAGCAUCAAGAAGCUGGUGCUGAAGAACCUGAAUGGCAGCAGCCUGUACAGCAGCCCAAUCAACAGAGACUCCGACGACCUGUCUUCUCCACCAGAGUACCCCCUCAACGGACUCGGUGCCAGUGUGGACGAGGAUGAUGUGAGGGAGGUGGUGGAGGGAGGAUGCGAGAACGACCUGGAGAUCAAGUUCUACACCAAGCCCAACCUACAGGACACCAUCUCAGAGCUCAAUGCCCAUAGGAUGGGGGCUGGGGGCAGGAACGGGCUUGAGGUGAGCAGCGAGGACAUAUCGCUGGGAGAUGACUCCAUACAGGAGGAGCGAGUGGAGGGCCCCCCCCACCCUGCAGGUAUCGUUCUGGGCCGUGUGGGCUACUACACCAUCCCUGCCAUGGACGAGCUGGCCAAAAUGGUGGACGAAAACGGGGUGUGUGUGGUGGAAAACUUCACCGUGGGCAGAAAAGGUUACGGCUCUGUGUUCUUCCAUGGUGAGGUGAACGUGACUGGGCUGAACCUGGAUGAGAUUGUCCACUUCAGACGUAAAGAGGUCAUCGUCUACCUUGACGACAAGAACAAGCCCGCUGAGGGGGAGGGGCUCAACAGGCGAGCAGAGGUGACUCUGGAUGGGGUGUGGCCUAAUGAUAAGACCACCUGUACUCAAAUAAAGAGCCCUGAGCGUCUGUCUGAGAUGAACUACGAGGGCCGCCUGGAGAAUGCCUCACGCAAACAGGGCGCCCGCUUCCUCGAGUACCGCUCCGAGACGGGGUCCUGGGUGUUUGAGGUGGCCCAUUUCUCUAAGUACGGCCUGCAGGACUCUGACGAGGAUGAGGAAGUCCCUCUCAAAUUGGACCCCAAGAAGCUGAAGACUGCAACAAGACUUCCACCAGGGCUGCUGCAGCUGCCUCCCUCCCAGCAGCAGGUGGCACCACAGGCUCAGUCCACAGCAGUGCUGGAGCUGCUGAAUUGCAUGUUGGAGGUGGACAGUGAUAUGGCCGACAUUACCCAGGAUGCCCCAGAGGAGAGCAUGUUGGGGGAGAAGGGAAGUCGGCUGGGGAAUGUGACCCCUUCGGAACACGACUCUGUCUCAGCGUCCAGUCAGAUCGCCUCCUCGCUGGGGAUCAACCCUCACACACUACAGAUUAUGAAGGCAUCCCUGUUUGCUGAGGCCGAUGAUGGUGACAUGUUCCAGGAGCAGGGAGGGAUGACAAGUUCUCUAGAUGUGGCCUCUCCUCGCAUCCACCUGCCUGGCACGCAGGGCAGGCCCUCCAUCGGUGGUCUCCUGCAGACUCGUUUCAGCGGUGCCGGUCUCUUUCAGCACCCUGACGUGCCCUUCGGUGGGGGCCUUCCCGACAGGCUGUCCAUGUCUCGGGUGUCGCCGGCGGUGCCUGAGCCUUCGCGGGUCUCCCCCUGGCCCUCUUUGCUAGCCCCUCCGGCCAAGUCCACUGUACGGACAGUAGGGGCUCGGCAGCUGGGGGGACCUGUGGACCCAGAGAACUCAGUCACACUGGGGAAGGGCCGGCUUCUGAUGGAUGCGGCUUUGUUCACGGGCCGGUCAUUUCGGGUGGGCUGGGGUCCUGGCUGGACUCUGGUCCACUGUGGAGACGGGCUAAGUGGGGCCGGGGACAAGGAGCAGGACCACGGAGACACAGGAGCUGCAGGCUUUGGAUUCCUGUCCAAACCUGCCAAGAGUAGACUACUGUCAGACAGUCCAUUCAAGGUGGUGAUUGAGCAGGUGGUUGGUCUGGAGCCGCGGAACAUUGAAAAGAGCCAAGCGGUGUACCAGCGGCCCCUGGAGAUCAGCCUGAAGCACAGCAGCAUCAGUACAGAGGGGGCCUGCCCCUUCAUCCAGCCCCAGAGCGGUGUGGCCGCCCUGCACGAGUACGCAGAGUGGAUUACUGACCUCAACCAGGAGGCUGGUGCUGGAGAUGCAGUCCUGGGUCACUGGGCUCAGGUGUGGACUCUGUGUGAGGCCCUGUGGGGCCGACGGUGUUCGGCAGGGCCUGGUACCAGUGGCUACCUGCAGCAGAUGGAGAGGAGAAGGAGCUUCUCAGCCUGGCUGUCCCACAGUGCCACCCAGAGGAUCGAGCAGGAAGUGAGCCUGAACCAGGGGGGAGGAAACGUGGAGGCCAUCUUUAGCUACCUGACAGGACACCGGAUCAGUGACGCCUGCAGGCUGGCUCAGAAGAGUGGGGACCACCGUCUCUCCCUGCUGCUGUCCCAGGCGGUGGGAUCUCAGUACGGCCGGGAGCUGCUGGCACUGCAGCUUGGAGACUGGAACAGGAUGCAGACAGACUCUUUCCUGCUGGAGGAGAGGUUACGGAUCUUUGCCCUUCUCGCUGGGAAACCUGUGUGGCAGUCUACAGACUGUGUGGUGAAUGUGUGUUCAGAACUGGACUGGAAGCGUUGUAUGGCUGUCCACCUGUGGUACAUGCUGCCUCCUACCGCCUCCAUUGCUGAAGCCCUGGUGAAGUACGAGGCUGCCUUCCAGGGCUCUGCCAAGGGUCAGAAGUAUGCCUGCGCCCCCCUUCCCCCCUACCUCGACCAAUCAGACCAGCUGGACAUGGAGGAGGAUGAUUCUAAACAGCCGCUUUAUGAUAUCUGCUUCUACCUCCUCAAACUCUACAGUGACAGACACUACAGCCUGCAGCAGUUGUUGGACCCCCUGGCGGUGACGUGGGAUCGUCUUGACUACCGUCUGAACUGGCACCUGUGGUCGGUCCUGCAGGCGCUGCACUACACACACCUCAGCCUGGCCCGACAGGGCCUCAUACACACCAGCUAUGCUGCCCAACUGGAGAGUGCUGGCCUCUGGGACAUGGCCAUCUACGUACUGCUGCACAUACCUGACAACACGCUGCGUGAGCGGGCGGUGAGGGAGAUGCUGCAGCUGCACUGCCCCCUGCUGGAGACGGAGGAGUCUGCCAAGAAAGAGCACUUUCUCACAGAGAGACUACUGAUCCCAGAACAGUGGCUCAACCAGGCCAAAGCUACCAGAGCCAGAAGAGACACAGACAGACACGGAGAGGCCCUUCACCUGUACAGAGCAGGACACUGGAACCUCUGCCACAGUCUGGUCAUACAGCACCUUGCCUCAGAUUGCAUCAUUAAUGAUAAUCAUGAGUACCUCUUGAAGUUCCUGGAGGGGCUUGCAGUUCCUGAGCGCAGUGCUGUGAUCCAGGACUGGGAUACGGCGGGCAGAGUCUACCUGGACUACAUCAGAGUCGUACAGACCCUACAUGCCAUACAACAGAUGGACAGUACUGGUAAUGAGCUGGAGUGUCUACACACUGAGGUGAGGUCACUCUGCAGCAGGAUAGAGUUCCUCCCUUGCUCCACCGCCAAGGACCGCCUCGCCCAAUCAGAGAUGGCCAAGUGUGUGGCUAACAUCCUGCGUGUGGUGUUGAGUCUGCAGCAGGGUGGUGAGGGUGGCGAGAUCCCCUUGUCCCAGCUUGCGUCCAACAUCGGCCAUCUGCCCAUGCCCGAGGACUAUGCUCUCGAGGAGCUCCGCAGUCUCACCCAAUCAUAUCUGAGACAGCUCAUUGUCAGCUAAUGAUCUGCCCCCUGCCCAAUAGCAACUGAGGAAGUUUGUUGGAAGCCAAUGAGAACAGUGGGGGUAGGGGGGGGACUAUCUGGGACAGUUUAGUAGAACUACAGGGGUUUGGUUGAGACUGCAGCGACGAACUUGAUGUGUGCUCCUUUGGGACUUUGGUUUCUCCUGAAGAAAAUGGCACAGUAUUAUUGGAUGAAGCAUUCCUCAGUGUGUGGAAAUGAAUGACUUGCAAGUUUUUGUUUUUGUAUAGCUCUGUUGUACUUAGUUUGUGUAAGAUGUGUUUAAAAAUGGAACUGCUGAACCCUCAUAAUUCUCAUCUUUCCCAGCGUUUGACCCUGUUUAAAGGGACAAUCUCAUUGGCUAGUGUGUGUACCGCCAGUAUAAAUGCUUUCUGCAAACUGUUUGACUUGUUUUACAUCAACGUGGAAACUUAAAGGUCAUUAUAGUAAGAUUUGUUGGGAGCUGUCAGGGAUGAACUGUCUAUGUGUAUGCAUAGGGAAGAUCUAUCGCUGAAAAUGGACAAGACUCAUGUAAUAUUGUACAAAUAGCAGGCUUGAAAUGAACAAUUCUUGUUUUUGGAUACCAAAAGACAUAGAAAAUGUCCAAUAAGAUUGGAUAAACUUAUAUUUUUGUAUUUUUUGUUGUUGUAUGUUGUCUGAAACCCAGAAUAUGUCUGUAGUGUAUUGGAAUGGAAUGGAAUCUAACUAGCACUUCAUCACAUAUGUUUCAGAUUACUAUUUUAUGGGGGACUACCAGAGCUGGUUUUUGUAAUCAGUGAUCCAACAAUAGUUUGUUUUUAAUGAGCCAAUCCAUUUUCUCUGGUCUUUGCAAGGAGUUUGAAGGAUAUUUUAAAUAUUAUUUACAAGUCCUUGGUGUUACCACCCUCCAUUCUUUGUUCCCCUUUCUCUCUAGUUUUCUGUAUUUAGAUUUUUCAAGAGAAAUGUACUUAUUGAUUGUUGUGCUGCUGCUGCAGUAUAUUUUGGGUGGGAGACCGCUCCCCUCGUGCACAGUGCCUUUUACGAGGAGGGUCUCCGGACUUCUGUUGCUGCCGUUGCUUUGUGCACGAUUGUGAUGGUGAUAACAUUUUUAUUAGUCUGAAUAAAAUGCAUUCUAUUUUCUCCUGAA
Oncorhynchus masou masou (cherry salmon) is the source of this 6758-nucleotide messenger RNA. Its product is annotated as nuclear pore complex protein Nup98-Nup96-like. The transcript has 33 exons. The coding region runs from base 231 to 5633 and encodes 1800 amino acids. Gene Ontology annotation, cellular component: nuclear pore; nuclear pore cytoplasmic filaments. Gene Ontology annotation, biological process: RNA export from nucleus; telomere tethering at nuclear periphery; post-transcriptional tethering of RNA polymerase II gene DNA at nuclear periphery. Gene Ontology annotation, molecular function: structural constituent of nuclear pore; RNA binding. The record is from RefSeq and is a predicted model, not a curated record. NCBI's taxonomy places the organism in Eukaryota, Metazoa, Chordata, Actinopteri, Salmoniformes, Salmonidae.